GCCACGGCUCCAAACUUGUUAGUUCAUUUCAUUGAGGUCUCACCGUCGAACGAAGAGCUAACUCGGUCAUCGAGGUGAAAAUUCUGGUGAUCUUUUCAACAUUGCAACAUACAGCUCCCUAUCUGCUAGGGGGUGAAGUAUGUGAUAAAAGUAAAUAUACAGAACCUAUGAUUCGUAGCCGAUCGACGAUGUUUGAUGGUUCAUCGAAACUGAAACUGUAUCCGUGUUUGUUUUUCCUAUUGAUUGCAAAUCGAAGAGAGAAAAUCUGCAUCAUGAAAUAAAGGCCACAAACCCAAGUGAUCUAGUGAGCUGUGGCAAUACAUAUUUAUCUAGGAGAAAACAGUGCAGUGAGUGUUGAUUAUAUCGUCAUCGACCUGUGUUUUGUUGGCAAAAUAGAGUGACAGCCUGGCAUCGAUCGGCAAAGAAGCAAAAUUUGAGUUUGAUUCGGUUAUCGGUCUGCUUCCUGAUUGCAGAAAGCCCCAACCAUACUACUAGGACGGAAGGUAUUAAACAAAAUUUCGCACCAAUAUGGAACGAGGACUACAUGAUCGAGAUCGAGUAGGACUCCAGGAUCAGGUUCUACUUGAGAACUACCAGAGUGAAGAUGCCUUCAUCGAUAACUUGAAAAAGCGGUUUCAAGAAGAUUUAAUUUAUACAUAUAUUGGUCACGUUCUGAUAUCCGUAAAUCCAUAUAAGGAGUUGCCGAUCUACACAGAGGAAGACAUCAAGCAGUACCGGAAAAAACACUUUUUCGAGGCUCCACCGCAUGUGUUCGCACUGAGUGACAACGCGUACCGAUCACUGACCGAGGAAAAUCGAGGCCAGUGCAUCCUCAUCUCGGGUGAGAGCGGCUCCGGAAAGACGGAAGCUUCGAAGAAGGUUCUACAGUUCAUUGCCGCCGCAACCGGGCACACGAAUCGGGUGGAAGGCGUUAAGGAUAAAUUGCUGCAGAGCAAUCCAGUUCUGGAGGCGUUUGGUAAUGCCAAAACCAACCGAAAUGAUAACUCGUCUCGCUUUGGAAAGUACAUGGAUGUGCAGUUCGAUUUCACCGGUGUGCCGGAAGGAGGCAACAUUUUGAAUUACUUGUUGGAGAAAAGCCGGGUGGUACAUCAAAGCUCAGGAGAACGAAAUUUUCAUAUUUUCUAUCAGAUACUGACCGGAGCGGAUGAUCAAUUGUUGCAGGAACUGCACUUGAAGAGAACUCUUGACACGUACUACUAUCUGACCGAUGGGGAAAACGGAAACGACGUAAAUAUUAAGGAUUCCGACAACUACCGUCAGGUGCGAAGGGCAAUGUCUGUGAUUGAAAUUUCAGACGCAGAACAGAAGCUCAUCUUGGAAAUUGUAGCCAGCGUACUCCACAUGGGGAACGUUGGGUUUACAGAAGAAGAAGGCCAAGCGAAGAUUCUAAAACCGGAAUCGGUGGCAGCGAUUUCUAAGCUACUUGGUUGUGAAGUUGAACAGCUGCGAAAUGCUUUUACGAACCGCACUAUUGAAGCACGCGGAGACGUGGUCACCAGUCCAUUGAAUCGUGACAUGGCCAUCUAUGCUAGGGAUGCACUUGCCAAGGCCGUGUAUGAUCGACUAUUCACCUGGUUGGUAUGCCGAAUCAACACCUCACUGCACUCAGAGUUUAUCGUCAAGAAGAACAGUGUUAUGGGUAUUUUAGAUAUUUACGGAUUCGAAAUUUUCAAGAAAAAUAGCUUUGAGCAGUUUUGUAUAAAUUUUUGUAAUGAAAAACUACAGCAGCUGUUUAUUGAGUUGACCCUAAAACAAGAACAAGAGGAGUAUCUGCGAGAGGGUAUCGAGUGGGUACCGGUGGAGUACUUCGAUAACAAGGUCAUUUGUAAUUUAAUCGAAGAGAAGCACAAGGGUAUUAUUGCACUGAUGGACGAGGAAUGCUUGCGGCCGGGAGAUCCAACAGAUUUAAGCUUUUUACGAAAAAUGAAUGAUAAUUUAGGUGACCAUGCUCAUUACAUCUGUCAUAGCAGGGCUUCGACCACUGUUCAGAAAACCCUAGGUCGCGACGAAUUCCGAUUGGUUCACUAUGCCGGUGAUGUCACCUACAAUGUGCACGGAUUCUUGGACAAGAACAAUGACCUGUUGUUCAGAGACUUGAAAGAAGCAAUGGCCAGUUGCAAAAACGAAAUAAUCAAGAGCUGUUUUCCAUCAGCGGAAAUUUCAAGCAAGAAACGACCGGACACGGCUGUCACGCAAUUUAAGAAUUCACUGAACAACCUAAUGGACAUACUGAUGUGCAAAGAACCAUCGUACAUUCGAUGUAUAAAGCCUAAUGACCACCAGGUUCACCACAAUUUUGAAUUUGAACUGGUGCGUCAUCAAGUUAAGUAUCUCGGUCUUAUGGAGAAUCUAAGAGUGCGACGAGCUGGGUUUGCCUACCGGCGAACGUACGAACGGUUCCUGCAACGCUACAAAUGCCUUAGUAAACAAACAUGGCCUCACUAUCCUGGACCGGCAAAAGAAGGUGUGCAGAUACUAGCUUGUGAAUUGGGUUACAAUCACGAUGACUAUCGAAUGGGGAAAACGAAGAUUUUCAUUCGCUUCCCGAAGACCCUCUUCGAUACCGAAGAUGCAUUCCAAACGAAAAAGCAUUAUUUGGCGGCUAUCAUUCAAUCUCGUUGGAAGGGGCGUCGACAGCGGAAGAUUUACCUGGAGACUUAUGCCAAGAUCAUAACCGGUCAGAAAUACAUUCGGCGGUAUCUGGCGAUUCAAGAACGCAAACGUCGACGAGCUGCCGCUGACAAGAUUCGUUUCUUCAUCAAGGGCUUCAUUACGCGACACGAAGAACCAAACGAGUGCAAUAAAUCUUUCAUCGAACACACCAAACGACACUGGCUGCUAAAGCUAUCCAAACAUCUACCAAAAUCUUUCAUGAAUCACACCUGGAUACCGGCACCAAAACAUUGCCUGGAAGCAUCCGUAUUGCUGCGACGACUACACAAACUACUCCUGGCGCGUGUUUACCGCUUGAGUUUGGCACCUGAGAAAAAGAAACAAUUUGAACUAAAAGUAUUAGCGCAAUCCACAUUCAAAGGCAGAAAGAAGAACUAUCCAGAAAGUGUGGGUCCGUGGUUCAUGGAUGACCGAAUAUCCAAGAUGCAUGCGACACCUAUCAGUAACUUUGUGGUGACGCAGAUGAACAACGAAAGAUUGCAUUACUCCACCCCAGUAAUUAAAUACGACCGGCAUGGCUACAAACCACGCGAGCGAUUCUUCCUGCUAAGUGACCAAGCCGUGUAUCUUUUGGACGGCAAAACCUACAAACAGAAACACCGUCUGCCGCUGGAUAAGAUCGAUUUCUGCAUCACCAGCGAGCGGGAUGGAGUAAUGCUGAUACGCAUUCCGUUGGAACUCAAGAAAGACAAGGGUGACCUGAUUCUGGAUGUGCCCGACAUUAUCGAGUGUUGCAUCUGGAUCAUGGAUAUAGCUGGAAAUCGAAACAUUGUAAACAUCGUGGAAACGGGAUCAUUAUCGCAUAAUCUAGUCAGAGGCAAAAGCGGUGUAAUCGAGAUCCAAACUGGACCACAACCUAGCAUUACCAGGGCAAAAAGCGGAAAUCUGUUGGUUAUUGCGGGACAAUAAUCAGAGCAUCUGAUACGCAAGCUCUUUGUAUGCUGAUGGAAUAACCUCAUGGAAGCAAAUUCUAUUCACCACAGUUGUACUUAGACAUCUAUUGUUUGCUAAAACACAUUUUAAUUUGUUAUGCAGAGAGUAUAUGUCACCAGAAAUAAAUUUUCUGGAAGAUGACUAAAUUUUGAACGUUACAAAUAGUUCAAGAACACAAAUUUUAUACAAUAGGUAGCAUUCUAGUAGCUACUAAGUGCCAUUAGUUGGUAGAAAGAGAAAUUAAAUGUACCUUGCAGAUGACCUCUGUCAUCGAUAAAACAGCGACUUUUAGGUAUAUCAAAAUCGAUUUUAAUCAAUCAAGCGUAACUUAGGUGUAAGUCAUUUACUAGUACUGUACACGAAGAGUACACAAAGCACUAUUCAACUUAACUAUGGUCAGUAAUUUUUUAAAUUUCACAAAUAUUUCCGAUUAUAAUAAAAAAAGAGUGUGAGAAUGAUCGCACAAGCCUUAA
Messenger RNA from Malaya genurostris, 4100 nucleotides. RefSeq names its product unconventional myosin IC (gene Myo61F). The transcript is spliced from 10 exons. The coding region runs from base 529 to 3603 and encodes 1024 amino acids. Gene Ontology annotation, cellular component: microvillus; myosin complex; plasma membrane. Lineage: Eukaryota; Metazoa; Arthropoda; Insecta; Diptera; Culicidae. Gene Ontology annotation, molecular function: ATP binding; microfilament motor activity; actin filament binding. The record is from RefSeq and is a predicted model, not a curated record. Gene Ontology annotation, biological process: actin filament organization; vesicle transport along actin filament.